Molecule: messenger RNA, 775 nt
Organism: Microdochium trichocladiopsis
Lineage: Eukaryota; Fungi; Ascomycota; Sordariomycetes; Xylariales; Microdochiaceae
Exons: 1
Coding region: 28-519 (163 amino acids)
Source: RefSeq, a predicted model, not a curated record
UGUGUGUGUGUGUGUCGCACGGAUAGGAUGGAUGGCGAGGCAGGAAUAAGUGCAUGCAAGUCCGAUGCAACCCCUAGGCCGUUGGGAAAAACGUGGUGGUGCACCGUUCCAUCGUCGGUUGUGGCUUCCACAAACCGCGCAUCCAGGGUCCCCGAGGCACCAAAUCUCAUGACCAGCACUCGAGCUUCUUAUCACAAGUCGUGGGAUUGUCAAGGAGCGACGCUGGAAUCGUCUGAAGCAUCCACUUGGGAGGGGAGAGUCAGCAGUAGCUGCAAAGCUAACUCCGCAGUACUUGUACAAGCCCUGACCCAAGCGAUCCUCCUGCAUUGGCAGCUACUAAUUAUGGCUGUGAGCCAGCGUCAACUGCUUCCGACGAAAACACCCCAUUCGAGCUAUGACGUGUACCAUGUCCUCGUCCCCAGGGCCCCGCGAAAGCAGGCCGUGCUCUCUAUGCGCGAGAGAUUUGACAAUGAGCACCGGCGGAACCCUCAGAAGCCCGAAACUUGGGAAUGGAAAUAGGGAAUAGGCCAUGGUGUUAUUUCAUCGGGCGCGAGUCACUGGGAUUCCAAGAAAUGAAGCGAGCGACGCACGAGGGUUGGGCCAUCGGCAGCAGAUUCCCAUGUACGGUGCCAAUACCAAUAAUAAUAAUAGAGGAUCGGGCUGCCGAUCGCAUCCACUGCUGCCCCAGAACAGUCAGGCACUGACAGUAAGCAGGGCGGGCAGGCUCAGGAACCGUAGUUAAGGUUCAGAGUAUGACGCGGAGUAGAGCCUUGCC